ACUUGCUGCUUUCACUUUCAAUCUUAGUAUAAAUUCGUUCGCAGCCUUGCAGCGGCACUUGGAGUUGUUUAUCCAGCCAGAUCAGCAGGAUCACCAAGGUGGCGAUUCAUCUCUCAACUAACUAAUAUGUCUAGUCCCGAGCUACAGCAGCUUGCCCUUGAGCUUUCAACUGCCCAGAAUGAGACUAAGAAAAAGGUCUUUGUGAUCUACACUGGAGGAACAAUCGGCAUGAAGGAACAAGAAGAUGGACUUAAACCAGUACCAGGAGCACUUGUCCCAUUCCUUCGAACGCAACCCAGCCUACAUGAUCCAAAAUACCCUGAAAAGCUUCCUGAAAAUACAUUGGUUCUUCCUCUCUCUAGAAUGAAUAUGAGGGUGAUUUAUACAGUGUCUGAAUAUGACCCACUUCUCGACUCCAGUAACAUGAAUGCAAAGGAUUGGGCUAAAAUUGCUAGCGAUAUACAGAAAAACUAUGGCAACUAUGAUGGUUUUGUGGUUCUUCAUGGUACAGAUACCAUGGCAUACACCUCUUCAGCUCUUUCAUUCAUCUGCAAGGACCAUCAAAAAUCUAUCGUUUUGACUGGCUCUCAGGUGCCUAUUUAUGAGCCCAAAAAUGAUGCCCGUGAUAACUUGCUCGGAGCACUGCUGAUCGCCUCUCAGUUUCAGAUACCUGAGGUUACUCUGUACUUUAAUCACAAACUAUUCAGAGGAAAUCGUGUGACAAAAGUGGAUGCUACUAAUUACGCUGCCUUUGAUUCACCCAACUAUCCUCCACUCCUCAAUGCUGCCAAGGACUUUAAAGUUGACUGGGACCUUGUCUGGGAUUCAACUGCUGCAGAGAGUUUUGACAUCAACACUGAUCACAUCCCAAUUGUGAGGUUGCUGAAGUUUUUUCCUGGAUUUGAUGCUAACAUGGUGAGAGCGGUUCUGUCUGUUCCGGCUGAAUCGGUGAGAGCAGUUUCAGCUGAACUGGUGACAGAAGAUCCAGCUGAACUGAUGACAGACGGUCUGGCUGAACUGAUGACAGAAGAUCCGGCUGAACCGGCGACACACGUUCUGGAAUUAUUAAAAGAGGUGAAAGGAGCUGUGGUGGAGUCUUUUGGAGCAGGUAAUUCUCCAAAUGAUCCAAAGAUACUGCAAGAAUUCAAGCAGGCUGUUGAUCGUGGAGUGCUGAUCAUGAACUGCACUCAGUGUUUGAAAGGGACUGUGACAAUGGAUUACAACACAGGACAGCUUCUGGAGGAGCAAGGAUUGAUUCCUGGACGUGAUAUGACCCCUGAAGCUGCAAUUGGAAAAUUGUUCUAUGUGCUGGGCAAGAAGGACUUGACACCAGAGGCGAGGCGUGAAAUGCUGAAAAGAAGCAUAAGAGGAGAAAUGACAAUCGAUCGAAAGAUCUUCCAAGAACAGCAGUAAUUCCUUCAAACAGUUUUCAAGGUUUUGAAUGACAAUUUUUAAGUUGUCUAGUUUAAUCUCGCAGUGAAGUAAAGACUAAUGCCAAUUCUUUACAAUUGAUCAAGCUUUAUUAAUUCAAAUUAGUAAUCUUAUGAAAAGAAUACCGCAGAAUAUUGUUUAUGCAUCCAAGUACAUUUCAAAAUGAUUGAGGCUGGCCAAAUAAAAUGUUGCAGAAGAGAUGAAGGAGUAUGUCCAAUUUAAUGUCCACCAAAAGGUAUUCAGUUACUGCUGUCCGUUCAAUCAACAAAAAGAUAUCCAGAUACUGCAGUACUGUUACUUAAUUUAAGAGCGUCAAUAAAGUUGUUGACAGUC
Molecule: messenger RNA, 1764 nt
Organism: Callorhinchus milii (elephant shark)
Lineage: Eukaryota; Metazoa; Chordata; Chondrichthyes; Chimaeriformes; Callorhinchidae
Product: 60 kDa lysophospholipase
Exons: 11
Coding region: 127-1413 (428 amino acids)
Biological process (GO): amino acid metabolic process
Molecular function (GO): asparaginase activity
Source: RefSeq, a predicted model, not a curated record